This is a messenger RNA of Colletotrichum spaethianum, 195 nucleotides long. RefSeq lists its product as uncharacterized. Lineage: Eukaryota; Fungi; Ascomycota; Sordariomycetes; Glomerellales; Glomerellaceae. The record is from RefSeq and is a predicted model, not a curated record. The coding region runs from base 1 to 195 and encodes 64 amino acids. The transcript has a single exon.
AUGGACGGGCAUGGCUUCUUCUGUCAGGCUGCCGUCUAUGACACCAUUCGCGCCGCUACCGACACCGUUCGAGCGAGAGCUCCGGGAACGAUACAACAGGAGCGUGCCUACAGCCCCCACAGGCCAGCUGAGCAGGCUUUCUUUUGCACAGGCGCAGAGGCUCUCCGUGGCAGACACGCGACGGGCCACCAAUGA